GGAUGCACCGCAGUCUGUCCUCCAACAUGGCAACCAGGUGGGGAAUCUGCGGCGGAGGCAAGAUCAGUCACGACUUCACGGUCGCCAUGAAAUCGCUUCCGCCUGAACACCACCAGGUUGUGGCUGUGGCUGCUCGAAACUUGGAGCGUGCACAGGAGUUUGGCAAAAAGCACAGCAUCCCUGCAAUAUACGCCAGCUAUGAGGAACUGGCCCGAGAUCCAAACAUUGAUGUGGUGUACGUCGGCGUGAUCCACCCCUACCACCUGAAAACCUGCUUGCUCUUCAUGGACGCCAAAAAAAACGUCUUAUGUGAGAAGCCUUUGGCCAUGAACGCCAAGGAGGUGAAGGAGAUCCUGGCGUCGGCCAAGAGGAAUGAUGUCUUCCUCAUGGAGGCUGUGUGGAGUCGAUUCUUCCCGGCCUCGGUGGAGAUCCGGCGGCUGCUGGCUCAGGGGGAAGUGGGCGAGGUGAAAAUGGUGAGGGCCGAUUUCGGCCAGCCCCUCAUGCAUUUGCCGAGAUCAAUGAACAAGGAGUUAGGCGCGGGAACCACGCUGGACCUCGGCAUCUACCCGCUGCAGUUCGCCAUCAUGGUGUACGGCGGAGAGAAGCCCGAAAGCAUCAAGGCCACAGGGGUCUGUACGGAAACUGGAGUGGAUGAGACAGUGGCAGUCACUCUCAAGUUCUCCAAAGGCCGCAUGGCCGUGAUCACGAGCUCCUCGGGACUGGAGCUCGACAAUGACGCAGUCAUCAUGGGCACCGAGGGGAAAAUCAGGAUCCCUGCUCACAUGUGGUGCCCCACCUCUGUGCUGGUCAACGGGAAGGAGAGCCAGUAUCCUGUCCCGGAACCUUACUUGCCCCUCAACUUCCUCAACAGUACGGGACUGCGCUAUGAGGCGGAAGCGGUGCGACAGUGUUUGCUCAAAGGGCUGAAGGAGAGUUCCGUGAUGUCCCACGCUGACUCUCUCCUGCUGGCCGAAGUGGAGGACGAAGUGCGUAUGCAGGUGGGCGUGGUCUACAGUCAAGACUCAAACUGAGGGUCCAACAAGAGCCACGGAGGAAUCUCAUUGGGAUCAGAAAAUCUUUUUUUUUCAUCUUGGCAACCUGCUGCUGAGGGUAAAAUGUGUAUUUAAUAAUCUUAAUAAUUGACUAUAUAAUAAUAUAAUCUGUAAUUAUAUUUUUGCAAGAAAUACAAUUCAAAAAGAUAAAAUUUAAAAAUCAUUACAAAAUAAAGCGCUUUCCAAAGAAGUUUGGGUACUUGUCUCUUUUAAACAGUCAGAGGGGAAUAGUUUAUAAUUUAAACUAUAAUGUUGAUUUUUGUGGUUAGUGUCCAGCAAUCGGGCAGCUCUGAGGAAUAGCGGUUAGCAUAUGCCUCUCUGUCAGGAAAUCCAAGUUUGAAUCUCUGUUGGAACAUCUUCGGCUAUGUUCACACUGCAGGUCCAUUCAGAUUUUUUUUUUUUGCCCCGUGUGACGCAUCAAUUUUUUUU
Molecule: messenger RNA, 1481 nt
Organism: Phycodurus eques (leafy seadragon)
Lineage: Eukaryota; Metazoa; Chordata; Actinopteri; Syngnathiformes; Syngnathidae
Product: trans-1,2-dihydrobenzene-1,2-diol dehydrogenase-like
Exons: 7
Coding region: 3-1031 (342 amino acids)
Molecular function (GO): nucleotide binding
Source: RefSeq, a predicted model, not a curated record